UCUUAUCUGGUCUUCAUAUGCGUCAAACGUGGGACGCUACGUGUUAUACUUGUGAAUAAAUUCGAAAUUUCCGAACAGUUUCUUCUUAACACUGGACUGAUAAGAAGAAUAAGAAGAAGAGGGGAUAAUCAAAUAAAGUUAGCUGCAGUCUACGAUCGCAAUGCUUGACAAACUCUUUCUGGGUGUGUUGUUGAUUCUUUUGGCUGGAAAAUGGUCGCACGGAAAAGAUUACACUCCAGCAAACUUUACCGAGUACAUGAAGUUGUCUGUUGAAGUCGAUGAAGAUAAUUCUAGACUGGGCUCCCGAGCAAGUCUAGGGCGGCCGUCGGUCACUUGGGAAUGUGAAAGAGUAACAAGAGUGCCUUCACAAGUUCAAAGCGGAUAUCGCCUGAGCACCUUCUACCAGAAGUACUUACACGCAUUCGGUAUUCCUAUCAUAAGUUCCAACAGAGUUCGGGAUGAUGCACUAAAGAGAGCUUGCUAUGUUGCUGUUUUUCUAUUCGCUGACCGCCAGGAUAUUCGCUCGUGGUUUUACAAGCGCUAUGGACGUGCAGGUGUGAUCGCCUACAGCGAGGGCGUCACAAGUAUUCCUGAACACUCGUGGCUCGGAAGCUGGUGGAACCAACGGGCUAGGGGACUGGGGGCGACACUUAGACAUCCAAUAUCCACCGGUGGAGAAGAAAACCUUCUUUGCGACAGAGGCAGAGACCGCUAUCCCAGAGAAGACAUUUUCCUUCACGAAUUUAUUCACGGACUACAUAACUUGGGAAUAGCCUCAAACGGAGCAAUUCCAAACUUCGAUGGCAGGCUGCGCCAGCGAUACGACCACCUAAGACGGACAGGCGAGAAAUGGAGAAAUACCUACGCCAUGUCUACUGACCGGGAGUAUCUCGCCGAAGGUGCUCAGAGUUAUUUUGAUUGCAACGACGAACAGAUUCCAACAAACGGAAUCCACAACUACGUCAACACCAGGACAGAAUUGGCAGGUUACGACCCAGUGCUCUAUGGAUACCUCCUGGAGAUAUUCCCUUGUCAGAACCAAUAUGUGAAGCGAUGCGAUUGGCGAAAGGGAAAGAGGCAAGUACAAUUCAAAAUGAACUGCGAUAGAAGUGGCAGAGGAACCCUGAUGGACUUUCAUACGAAGCGACCUGUAAAUCCACCAACAGCAUCCCCGCCGGAAACCCCUCCUCCUCCUCCCAAUACUCCCCCAGCUCCUAACACCCCUCUACCCCCUAAAACAUCUCCCCACUCGAACACCCCACCUCCCCCAAAUACCCCUCCCCCACCAAAACCCCAAACUUCUCGACCACCAGUAAAUUGCAAAGAUCUCCAUUAUAGCUGCCCUUCCUGGGCAAGGAGAGGUGAAUGCACACGGAACCCAGGAUACAUGUUGAAGAAGUGUAUGAAAAGUUGCAACAAGUGCAGUGGGGGUGGAGGAGGAAACUGCGUCGAUAAAAACCGAAACUGCAGAUGGUGGGCCCAAUAUGGAGAAUGUCAGAAGAAUCCAGGCUUUAUGUUGGUUUCGUGCAAGAAAAGCUGUCGUCAGUGUUGAAGGAAAAAAAAAUUAACGUGAGAUGAGAUGUGGAAAAUAGAUUGAGAUGAGAUUUUUUUUUUUGCACUCCGAUUCUUCAAAGCAUCGAUUUUGACAAAAGAAAAGCACUGCAAAAUCAUUACUUUAUAUCGGGUCCUAAAAAUUGUUUUGAUCAAGAUCACAAUUUCUCAGUCAUUGUGGAGUGCAUGCGGAAAACUCUAAUUUACAUACGUGAUAAAUUCAUGAAUUAUCCUUACAAUAUAUAAUACAUUGUAAUAAAUGCGAUGAGGAAGAAUAAAAAAAUAACAAAAAAAGAACAACAAUAACAGCAAAAGAAAAAGCAAUAUCAUUGACCGUGCGUCGUUUAUAUCCGAUCCCUUUACAUUCUAAGAUCAUUAUUCAUAUUCUCCAUUUUGUUCUUUAUACACUUGCCAUGGUGCCGACAAGAAAAAUUUGUUUAAAAACACAAUAGCAAUUUUAGUAAACGAUGGUUCAUUUUCUUUUCAUGAUCAUUGUAAUUAUUCGGUGGUGAUGCUGUAAGCAGAAAUUGGAUGCUGGUCACACCAC
Molecule: messenger RNA, 2098 nt
Organism: Stylophora pistillata
Lineage: Eukaryota; Metazoa; Cnidaria; Anthozoa; Scleractinia; Pocilloporidae
Source: RefSeq, a predicted model, not a curated record